Molecule: messenger RNA, 3043 nt
Organism: Wyeomyia smithii (pitcher-plant mosquito)
Lineage: Eukaryota; Metazoa; Arthropoda; Insecta; Diptera; Culicidae
Exons: 5
Coding region: 833-1522 (229 amino acids)
Source: RefSeq, a predicted model, not a curated record
CAGCCGAACCCAACCAUGGUGUAUCUAGUUUCGCCUUAUCCUCCACUCUCGCUCCACCAGGAAGGAUAUAAUUCAUUUACUCAAAGGCAGAAACUUUUCUCCUCCGUGUAGAAGUUAGCAACCGCAAUUGUAAAGAAACAACCUUAGUAGCUGUAGUUUAGGCAUACUGUCUUUUCCCACCCAAAACAAAAUAUCAUUUUACACCAUUGUGACUGUUGUUCGAAACGGAACAUGAGUGACUUCCAUAUCGAUAGUUUCCGGAAAGCAGUACAGUAUCAAACACGUGUCGACAGUGAAUAGCGGCAGUCUAAGGCAGCUCGUUGCACGCUCAAAACUAAGAAACGGGUCCAGCAACCGAUUACAGCACACGUACCGGAUAAUUCGAAACGUAAUUAGCGGCGAGGCGAAGAAUCAAGCACUUGACUGCAUAACGGUACGUGCCUGUGGCAACCUUGCGUAACACACUGUGCCUCCACUGCAUACAGUCCAGCAGGAGAGAGAAAAAAAAAACCUAUAUAAUAUAAGGAUACAACAGCUGUAGCUAAAUGCCAAAAAUCUACGACCAGUGAAUGAAACGAGUUGUGAGCAUUCAAACCCGACCAAUUUUACCGAGCAAACGAGUGCAGCCCUCCCACCGGCACCCAUUGAACUCGACACGUUCCAGACUUCACGUGAAACGUGUUGAACGUCGUCCGCUCGUUCCCUGCCCGGACCUGGCACGACGUCAGGUGCCAAACAGCUCGACACCGAUUUUCACUGCCAGGACCGCCUACCAGCUCCGGAGUAAAUGAGUUGACUUCCCUUUGCCCUGUCGGAAUUUGAAAUACCGGAAAUGAUCUUCAGCGGUGACUUAAUAUUCAGUGUGCAUUUGGUGGUGUUGUUUCAGUGCUGCUGGAACGUGUCCAUGGCAUCCACGAUUAAUACGCCACCCGAGAAAGCGAAUCUUUCCACAACGACGUCGAUGGGCGCUGCGGUGGUUUCCGUCGACACUAACGCCCAGCUAGUGGCUAGUGGCAGCAUAAACGCAAAUGGUUCAUUGCCCAAUUUGGGAUCGUCAACGGUACAGAAGUAUCGCCUGCUUGGGGAGCUUGGACAAUCCUGCUCGGUGACGGCAGACUGCCGCCAAUAUGCCUACACCUGCGGCAGGAGUAUGGCCAGUUGUGAAUGCGCCGAAGGAUAUCGCCCUGAUGUGGAACGGAGAAGCUGCGUUGGAGCCAUCGGAAAACGCUGCCAGUACGACAGCCACUGCAUAACCAAUGCUUACUGCAAAGGACAAAUGAUCUGUACGUGCAAGCGGGAAUUCGAGUAUCUUUCCGAGGAUAAGUGGUCAUGUCAAGCGUCAGCAGCAGAUUCGCUACUACUGCAUCGAAAAUCGACGACGAGGACGAGCACGACGUCGACGUGGCUGAAAGCCAAAACCCUGCUGCUGGCAGCGCUACAGGGCUCGAGAGGCGGGGCAAUCAUUAUUCCACUUCUCCUCGUUAGCAGCUGGCAGUUGAAGAUAAAUUUAUUUACAGUUUGAUUGGAUUAAAAAUAAGCAACGGCAGUCAGUAGCAGCAAGCGGGCGGCGAACUGGGAUGGUAUCCCGAAUCCCUUCCGGAAAUGUAUCGUUUCGCACCGGGUAUGAGGUUUCUUCUCAGGCCGAGGUCGCCAGAAAGAAGAAAAAAAUUAAAAAAUGGAAAAGCACCGAUGGCUGAUGAUUCUAGCGUUGUUGCCGUUGCUCCCGUUGCUACUGCUGCUACAAUCAUACAUUACGAAUUGGCGGAAACCGUUUUUCUUGCUCGGAGUUGCCGAAAUUUCUGGUUCCCAUUCGGUCACCGAGGGAAUAAUUGAGUUCAGCAAAAGGUUGGCAGUGAAGAUUUGGAACAGGUUUCUUUGUUUAUUGUAUUGCGCUAUCAAAUUACAUGCGUUUUGAGGUAUUAAAUUUAUGUUUUCAUUGUAACUUGAUUUAUUAAAACAUAAAUUUAUGAGAAAUAAAACUUAGAGAAACAAAUGUUCAACAAAAUACGUACUCAAAUAGCAAUCAUGGUAGCAUAAGUUAAAAUAAAAAUAAAUUAAGGAGAAUAACUAAGAGUAUCAAAUUAGUUUAAAAAACAAGAAAACUGUACAUACAACCAAUACAUAAAGCAAACACAAGUAAUAUUCCCGGAGUGCAUUUACGGGGCCCGAUAUGCACUGCUCAGAAUCACAUGCUUUUCGGAAAGUGCGGACGUACAAACGUUCGCUCAGUGGAAACAAUGACAUCUGGAGAGGGAAGGUUUGGGGUGUCGUACUGCAGGCGGGAAAGUUUAACAAACACGGAACGUGAGGAUACAGUGCGCAGUUUCUCGGGAUGACGAUUUCUUGCCACGUAAAUGUCGAAACAUCCAGGGCAUCAGCUGCCGGAGGAAAAUCGAAAUAAGAUUAGUUUGUACUUUCAGCGCAUAAGACGGCGAUCUUUUCCUGAAGUGGUGGAAGUGAAUUGCAACCGCUCCCGGAAAGCUUUCCGUCUGCCCAGUUGACGGGGGCGCUACUGAAAUCAAACAUUUGCCUCCAUAUUGCACGAGUAUUACACGGAGCGCCGACGGUGGAGCAAGAAUUUGUUUCAGUCCGAAAAGGCUGCCGCUGGCUAUUUGUUCAAUAAAAUCAAUGUUGAAUUUACGUGUUUCUUCGAAAUUUCAUUUGGUAGUUCAAACAUUUUCCGCAUUACACAUCGAUCAUCAUAUCUCGCAACCGACAAACCAUGGUUUCGAUGUGGGUAGUGACACUGUUGUUCACACACAGAGAGUCGGGGGCUGGGUUUUGCACUAAAUUGUAAUCGAAUCACGAACGCCGCAGCAGCGUUCCUUCAGUUGCAGCAUGUUUGUGCAGUUGCAUGGUAAGACUGAAAUUCAUUUGCAUUAUUUGGCUGACGCUUAUGGCAUUUGUGGAUUGAUUGAGUUAGUUACCAGAACAAAAUUGGAUCAAAGUUUAAAAGAGAUUGUUUUUUCUUAUUCAUGUAUUUACAGUACGAGGAAAACAGGUCGAGGAAAACUUUUACACAUCGGUUGGGUAAUGAAUAAGU